GCAAAGCGUGUCUCCGAGUUGUUGGCGCAAUCCAUCCCACCCCAACGCAGCUCAUUGGUGAUGCGCGUUCCACCCGUUCCUCCACCGGACCCAUCCCAGCCUUCCGAGUUGGAGAGCCGGCGGAGCCGGCUGCCCAGGAGUCUCUGGCUCCCCGCCUUCUUGGCUGGUCUGUUCAGCUGCGUGUACAACUUCGCCUACGUGACAGAGUUUGUCCUCUUCGCCGUCUACUUCAAGGAACAGCACAAUUGGCACUCCGCGACAUGGGCAGGAGUGGCGCAAUCUUCAGGCGACAUCUUGGCGGCAGUGGUCCUGCAGUUUAUUGCUCGCUUCGCACCGCCGUCACCUGAGAAGGAGCAGGCAGGCUUCGAUGCUGGCGGCGCCACUAGCGCGUGUUACUCCAUAUCGGCAAAGCCAUACAACUUGGUUUGGUUCUGCCUUUGGUGGGUAGUUCUUUGCCUGGGCAUGACUGUCCCGAACUUGCCUGUGGUGAUCGUAUCCCAAUUUGUUAUGGGAACCCUCUAUGUCACCUGCAUCCAGGGCGCCACGAAGCUCAACACUUACUACUCCUUAGGGGAUGCUAAUGUCUUCAUAAGCCUUCAGCUGAUCAAGCUCAACGCAGAAGCUGUGGGAAUGUCCGUCGCCACCCUCACGGCGAUGGUGCUUUAUGACCAG
This is a messenger RNA of Symbiodinium necroappetens, 672 nucleotides long. Lineage: Eukaryota; Dinophyceae; Suessiales; Symbiodiniaceae. The record is from the annotation of a GenBank genome assembly.